CCUCUGUGUGCUGUUUAAAAACUCCUUGACAGAAAGAAAUUUCUGGAAGAAACCACACAUUUUUUCAAUAUACUCGAUACCACCUUAAUUCGUGUUUCACAAAUAACUUUUAUUAUUCAUUCCGGAAGAAAUGGCAGAGGUCGCCGCAUUAAAGGAUAAAGGAAAUGCCGCUCUAGCUGAAAAUAAGCUGGACGAAGCUAUCAAUUUUUACAGUGAAGCUAUCAAAUUGGACGGCAACAAUGCCGUGCUGUAUUCGAAUAGGUCGGCCGCGUAUGCGAAGGCUUUAAAGUACGAUUUAGCGCUACAGGAUGCAGAAAAAUGCGUGGAAAUUAAGCCUGACUGGUCCAAGGCUUUUUCCAGGAAAGGAACGGCUCUGGCGUAUCUUGGAAGGUUGGAUGAAGCUAUCGAGACUUACGAAAAGGGGCUGCAAAUUGAUCCCAGCAAUGCCCAGCUCAACGAAGGGCUCAGAGAGGUGAGGGUACAAAAAGCGCGCGCGACCAGCUCGUUCCCCAACCCGUUCAAAGGCCCCGACGUGGUCACCAAGCUGCGCAACGACCCGCGCACCAAGGACUACUUCAACGACCCCAGCUACUUGAUGCUGCUCGCGCAGCUGCAAUCCAACCCGAACCUGCUCACCGAUCAGCUGCAAGACCCGCGCGUGCUCACCACUCUGAGCGUCCUGAUCGGCCUGGACGCCGGCGACGAGCCGAUGGACACGACGCCGGCGCCGAAGAAACCCGAACCGCCCAAGCCCGCCCCGCCCAAGAAGGAACCGGAACCGGAACUCCCCGAGAACAAGCGCCUGGCUAAAGAAGCCAAAGAGCGCGGCAACGCGUUCUACAAGAAGAAAGAGUUCGACGAGGCUAUCGCUCACUACCGGAAAGCCAUCGAGCACGACCCCACCGACAUAACCUUCUACAACAACUUAGCGGCGGUGUAUUUCGAGCAAAAAGAGUUCGAGAAGUGCAUAAAGGAAUGCGAGAACGGCAUCGAAAUCGGCAGAGAAAACCGCGCCGAUUACAAGUUGAUAGCGAAAUCCUUCAUGAGAAUCGGUAACGCGUACAAAAAGUUGAAGAAAUACGAAUCGGCGAAAACUUACUACGAAAAAUCCCUGUCGGAACACAGAACGCCGGAAGCGAAAAGCCUGCUUUCCGACGUGGAAAAAGUCAUCAAAGAAGAGACCAAGAAAGCUUACGUCGACCCGGAACUCGCCGAGAAAGAAAAGGAAACAGGAAACGAACUAUUCAAGAAGGGAGACUUUGCAACCGCCUUGAAACACUAUUCUGAAGCUAUCAAACGCAACCCGGACGACGCGAAGCUUUACAGCAACAGGGCGGCGUGCUACACGAAGCUGGUUGCGUUCGAUUUGGGAUUAAAAGACUGUGAUAAGUGCGUCGAGUUGGACCCUAAAUUCAUCAAAGGCUGGAUCAGAAAGGGACAUAUUCUUCAAGGUAUGCAGCAACAGAGUAAGGCCAUCUCUGCCUUCCAAAAAGCCCUGGAAAUCGACCCAAACAACGCCGAAGCCCUUCAGGGCUACAGAGCGUGCACUAUUGAGAAUUCCAACUUGGGGGGAGACCCUGAAAAGAUCAGGCAAAGGGCCAUGAACGAUCCCGAAGUGCAGGCCAUUUUGAGAGAUCCGGCCAUGCGCAUGAUCCUCGAGCAAAUGCAAAACGACCCGAGAGCCUUGCAAGAUCACCUAAAGAACCCCGAUAUCGCCGCCAAAAUACAGAAACUGCUGGAAUCUGGUCUUAUUGCUAUACAUUAGUUAGGUUUAAUUGUUUUUUUGUAUUUACUUAUAGUUUAUAGUUUGCAUUGAAUUUUAUUUCAUUCACACUAAUUAUUUUGUAUUUUAGUGGUUAAUAAACUAUAGGCUUCUUUCCUUUUG
Molecule: messenger RNA, 1885 nt
Organism: Brassicogethes aeneus
Lineage: Eukaryota; Metazoa; Arthropoda; Insecta; Coleoptera; Nitidulidae
Source: the annotation of a GenBank genome assembly